Molecule: messenger RNA, 316 nt
Organism: Moneuplotes crassus
Lineage: Eukaryota; Ciliophora; Spirotrichea; Euplotida; Euplotidae
Source: the annotation of a GenBank genome assembly
UUUAGUAAUUUUUAAGGGGAUUUAUGUACAAAACUUUUCUGCCGUCUAUGGCUUUUAGUGUUGGCUCGAAAGUAGAGAAAGAGGAUGAAGAAGUGGCCUUGGCGUGGGAUGAGGUUAUAUGGGAGAAGAAGAAGCAAGAAAUGGCUAGAAUUGAGCCAAAGAAGAUUUUUAUGGCAAGUGAGACAGAAAAUGUGGCGAGGCCUUAUGCCAACGAGAAUGGUCCAGGAGGUAGUUCAGUAGAAGAUCAUGGAAGCUCUAUUUGGGAAUAUAUUCCCAGUUUCCCAGACGCUCCUCCCCAAGAGUAGUUAAAGCUUAA